CUCAUCUGACAUCCGGGACCCCGCCUCCGCCGGGGGCGUGACCCCGAGAGAGACCCCAGGACCUGUCUCUCAAGGAGACCUGACCCGGACCCCGCCUCCCCGGGGGUGUGAUCCCGAGAGUGACGCGAGACCGGCCUCCCUCGGGGACAUGACCCUGGAUCUCCGCCUCCCCCGCGGACCUGAUUCGGAACCCGCCUCCCCAGGACUUGACCCAGACCCCGCCUCCCACGUGGGUGCGACCCCGAGCGUGACGCGAGACCCCGCCUCCCAGGGCACGUCACCCGGGAUCCCCGCCUCCCCCGGGGAGGGCCGGGCGGCGGAACCAAUGAGCGCGCGGCGGCGUUUCCGGCGGGACGCUUAGGAGGAGACUCGAGUCCGCGGCCGACGGACACCCCGCGCGGGCACGCGUCCCGCCAUGAAGUUUCGGGCCAAGAUCGUGGACACGGCGUGUCUGAACCACUUCACACGUGUCAGCAACAUGAUCGCCAAGCUCGCCAAAACCUGUACCCUCCGCAUCAGCCCGGAUAAGCUGAACUUCAUCCUCUCGGACAAAGUGGCCAACGGAGGCGUGAGCAUGUGGUGUGAGCUGGAACAGGAGAACUUCUUCAGUGAAUUUCAGAUGGAAGGUGUCUCCGCUGAAAACAACGAGAUUUAUUUAGAGCUGACGUCGGAAAAUUUAUCUCGAGCUUUGAAAACUGCCCAGAAUGCCAGAGCCUUGAAGAUCAAGCUGACUAAUAAACACUUCCCCUGCCUCACGGUCUCCAUAGAGCUGUUAUCAGUGUCGAAUAGUAGCCGCGUUGUGACACAUGACAUCCCUAUUAGGGUCAUUCCUAGAAAAUUGUGGAAGGAUCUGCAAGAGCCUACAGUCCCAGACGCUGACGUUAGCAUCUAUUUGCCAGUCUUGAAGACCAUGAAGAGCAUCGUGGAAAAAAUGAAAAACAUCAGCAAUCACCUUAUCAUUGAAGCAAACCUAAAUGGAGAAUUGAACUUGAAAAUAGAAACAGAGCUAGUGUGCGUUACAACCCACUUUAAGGAUCUCGGGAACCCUCCGUCAGCCUCUGAAGACGCGUCUCAGGCUAGAAACCCGGAGCAGAUGGCCGAGGUGCGCAUCGAUAUCCGGAGGCUCCUGCAGUUCCUCGCCGGACAGCAAGUGAACCCGACAAAGGCUGUGUGCAACAUCAUGAGCAACAAGAUCGUCCAUUUUGAUUUGCUCCACGAGGACGUCUCCCUGCAGUACUUCAUCCCGGCCUUCUCGUAGGCCGCGUCCGGCCCCUCUCUUCCCUCGGUUCCGUGCUGGUGGGAACUGGAGCUUGCGGAGCACAGUUGGAUAAACAAACUACUUCGUGUUG
This is a messenger RNA of Acinonyx jubatus (cheetah), 1349 nucleotides long. It is a transcript of the gene HUS1, whose product is annotated as HUS1 checkpoint clamp component. Gene Ontology annotation, cellular component: site of double-strand break; nucleolus; checkpoint clamp complex. Gene Ontology annotation, biological process: meiotic DNA integrity checkpoint signaling; telomere maintenance; nucleotide-excision repair. The record is from RefSeq and is a predicted model, not a curated record. The transcript has 9 exons. Lineage: Eukaryota; Metazoa; Chordata; Mammalia; Carnivora; Felidae. Bases 416 to 1258 code for a protein of 280 amino acids.